GUUUUCCCUAUUCAAAUAGCAUUUCAUCUCCCUUGUAAUUUUCCCCUCAAGUCACACCCCCAAAGCAUCGUUUCUUCUUCUUCUUCUUCUUCUUCUUCUUCUUCCGGGUCUCGUCCAGUCGUCGUUUUCGUCUCUGGGUAGAAAAAUGGCGUCGCACACGCUCUCAUAUCUCCCGAUUGCUGUAUCCAACCCUCGAAUCAUGGCUUCGAAACGAAUCGAAUCUCCGGUUUCUUCUUCCCCAAUUCCUCUCAGUUCUCCUCUGGGUAAGAAGCUUCUGGUGACAGCUCCAAAACGCUGCGUUUUCGUCCCCAAACGCCGUUGCUUGACGGUCUCUAGUACUGCGUUUAGUGUCCCAACAGGACAACCGGAAAAGGGUUCUUCGGAUAAGGUCCCCAAAUGGUCGGCGAGGGCGAUAAAGGCGCGUGUUAUGGCGGAAUUGGAGGCUAGAAAGCUCAAGUAUCCGAAUACCGGAACCGAAGCCCUUCUCAUGGGUAUUUUAGUGGAGGGUACUAGUAUAGCUGCUAAGUUUCUAAGGGAGAAUGGAAUUACACUCUUUAAGGUUCGUGACGAGACACUUAACCUGCUGGGGAAAUCAGACAUGUAUUUCUUCAGCCCGGAGCACCCUCCUCUGACUGAACCGGCUCAAAAGUCCAUCGAUUGGGCCGUCGAUGAGAAGACGAAGUCUGGUAUAGAUGGGGAAAUAACCACAGCCUACAUGGUUCUGGGUAUUUGGGCUCAAAAGCAAUCAGCAGGCCACAAGAUUUUGGAAUCACUGGGCUUCAAUGACGAGAAGGCCAAAGAACUUGCUAAAGUGAUGAAUGAUGAAAUAGUUUUGAGCUACAAGAAAAAGGGACGAUAAACAGAUAUAGGAUGUUCCGUGCUGAUGAACAAUGGGUUCGUUCCAGAAUGUUGGAUCAGCAAAAACUUCCUUUUAACUGCACAUGAUUCAAAUGUGGAUCUCAACAAGAUGUGAACUUCUUGAAGGAAAAAAAGGUCUGUCCAACAAGAGAUUCUCAUUAUUUGCAGUGAUAUAUUAUAAAGUGAACUCGUUUUCAAACUUUUGCUUCAGUUGUUUUCUUGUGAUUUUUCCCACAAGUAAUUUUAUUCAGGCGUUCAUCUCA
Molecule: messenger RNA, 1121 nt
Organism: Tarenaya hassleriana
Lineage: Eukaryota; Viridiplantae; Streptophyta; Magnoliopsida; Brassicales; Cleomaceae
Product: ATP-dependent Clp protease ATP-binding subunit CLPT1, chloroplastic
Exons: 6
Coding region: 146-859 (237 amino acids)
Source: RefSeq, a predicted model, not a curated record